UUUAGGGAGCCCCCACCUACAGGGGCUCGAAAUCCGAGCUUUUCCAAACUGGAUCGGAGGCGGCGAGAUAGGCCUCGGAAAACCAUGGCUACUGCUAAGGGAAUGGCCAUCGGCAUCGACCUGGGCACCACCUACUCGUGUGUGGGCGUGUUCCAGCACGGCAAGGUGGAGAUCAUCGCCAACGACCAGGGCAAUCGCACCACCCCCAGCUACGUGGCCUUCACCGACACGGAGCGGCUGAUAGGCGACGCGGCCAAGAACCAGGUAGCCAUGAAUCCCCAGAACACCGUCUUUGAUGCCAAACGUCUCAUUGGUAGGAAAUUUAAUGAUCCUGUAGUGCAAUCAGAUAUGAAGCUUUGGCCUUUUCAAGUGGUCAAUGAAGGUGGGAAACCGAAAGUAAUGGUUUCCUACAAAGGGGAGAAAAAAGCCUUCUACCCUGAAGAAAUCUCUUCUAUGGUGCUUACUAAGAUGAAGGAGACAGCUGAGGCUUUUUUGGGCCAUCCUGUCACCAAUGCUGUAAUCACUGUGCCAGCCUAUUUUAAUGACUCUCAGCGCCAAGCCACCAAAGAUGCUGGUGUGAUCGCAGGUCUCAAUGUGCUAAGAAUUAUCAAUGAACCCACAGCGGCUGCCAUCGCCUAUGGUUUAGAUAAAGCAGGUCAGGGAGAGCGACAUGUCUUAAUCUUUGAUCUGGGUGGAGGCACAUUCGAUGUAUCCAUUCUGACCAUAGAUGAUGGCAUUUUUGAGGUAAAGGCCACAGCAGGGGACACGCACCUGGGCGGGGAGGACUUCGACAACAGGCUGGUGAACCACUUCGUGGAGGAGUUCAAGAGGAAGCACAAGAAGGACAUCAGCCAGAACAAGCGCGCCGUGAGGCGGCUGCGCACGGCCUGCGAGAGGGCUAAGCGCACCCUGUCGUCCAGCACGCAGGCCAACUUGGAGAUUGACUCCCUGUUCGAGGGCAUCGACUUCUAUACAUCCAUCACCAGAGCCCGAUUUGAAGAGUUGUGUGCAGACCUGUUCCGGGGCACCUUGGAGCCUGUGGAGAAGGCGCUUCGGGAUGCCAAGAUGGAUAAGGCUAAAAUCCAUGACAUUGUUUUAGUAGGGGGCUCCACCCGUAUCCCUAAGGUUCAGAGGCUGCUACAGGACUACUUUAAUGGACGUGAUCUCAACAAAAGUAUCAACCCUGAUGAGGCGGUGGCCUAUGGGGCUGCAGUACAGGCAGCCAUUUUGAUGGGGGACAAAUCUGAAAAGGUACAAGACCUGCUGCUACUUGAUGUGGCUCCCCUGUCUCUAGGGCUGGAGACGGCCGGGGGCGUGAUGACUGUCCUAAUCAAGCGCAACUCCACCAUCCCCACCAAGCAGACACAGAUCUUCACCACCUACUCAGACAACCAGCCUGGGGUGCUGAUCCAGGUAUACGAGGGUGAGAGGGCCAUGACCCGGGACAACAACCUGCUGGGGCGCUUUGACCUAACUGGAAUCCCUCCUGCACCCAGAGGAGUUCCUCAGAUUGAGGUGACCUUUGACAUUGAUGCCAAUGGUAUUCUCAAUGUAACAGCUAUGGACAAGAGCACAGGCAAGGCCAACAAGAUCACCAUUACCAAUGAUAAAGGCCGCCUGAGCAAGGAGGAGAUUGAACGCAUGGUGCAGGAUGCUGAGAAAUACAAAGCUGAGGAUGAAGUCCAGAGAGAGAAAAUCACUGCAAAAAAUGCUUUGGAAUCCUAUGCUUUUAACAUGAAGAGUGCUGUGAGUGAUGAAGGUUUAAAGGGCAAGAUUAGUGACGCUGAUAAAAAGAAAAUAUUGGAUAAAUGCAGUGAGGUCCUUUCGUGGUUGGAAGCCAAUCAGCUCGCUGAUAAAGAUGAGUUUGAUCAUAAGAGAAAGGACUUGGAGAAGGUGUGUAACCCAAUCAUCACAAAACUGUAUCAGGGAGGAUGCACUGGGCCUACCUGUGGAACAGGUUAUACUCCUGGAAGGGCUGCCACAGGCCCCACCAUUGAAGAGGUCGAUUAGUUAUCUGAAGUUUGAGGGCUCAGGGGUCACCUUUAAGGUGAAUUUUGUUCCCCCCCAUCUUCAAACACUUUUAUGAUUCUUGAAUUGAUUGAACCUGAAUCUAGUUUACCAAUCUUUUGAAAUUCUGAUUGGAGGAGUUGCAUAUUUCAUCUCACACUACAACAUCCUAUUUCUAAUUCUGGAAUACUAGCCCACUCUUUGAACCAUUUGAUGAUUUUGAAUGUCUGCUAUUUAUUUCUGGCCCCUCCAACUUACUCCUGUAUGGAUGGUUAUUUGUCACCCAGUAAAUUUGUUCCUAAAG
This is a messenger RNA of Condylura cristata (star-nosed mole), 2311 nucleotides long. RefSeq names its product heat shock 70 kDa protein 1-like. Gene Ontology annotation, cellular component: blood microparticle; vesicle; cytoplasm. Bases 85 to 2010 code for a protein of 641 amino acids. The transcript has 2 exons. NCBI's taxonomy places the organism in Eukaryota, Metazoa, Chordata, Mammalia, Eulipotyphla, Talpidae. Gene Ontology annotation, biological process: protein refolding; cellular response to unfolded protein. Gene Ontology annotation, molecular function: misfolded protein binding; ATP-dependent protein folding chaperone; heat shock protein binding. The record is from RefSeq and is a predicted model, not a curated record.